Molecule: messenger RNA, 1827 nt
Organism: Penicillium diatomitis
Lineage: Eukaryota; Fungi; Ascomycota; Eurotiomycetes; Eurotiales; Aspergillaceae
Product: BCS1 and AAA domain-containing protein
Exons: 1
Coding region: 1-1827 (608 amino acids)
Biological process (GO): mitochondrial respiratory chain complex III assembly; protein insertion into mitochondrial inner membrane from matrix
Cellular component (GO): mitochondrial inner membrane
Molecular function (GO): ATP binding; ATP hydrolysis activity
Source: RefSeq, a predicted model, not a curated record
AUGGCAUCCAAUCAGUCACACACCGCGUCUGCCAAAGUUGCAUUUUCUACACCCGAAGCGGCGAUUCUGGAAAUCCUGCUACCGGGUUAUACUUUUAUUUCCGGCUUACUCCUGUCCUACCUACACAUUGACUUAGCGGCUUAUUUGCAGUACAUUGUCCUGUUGGCGGUGGUGGUUGUCGCAAGCCAGUAUCUAUGGCGAUAUGUAUCAAACUGGUUCGAGAAAUACCUGGUCUCCACGGCUGAACUGCGUCUGGAUGAUGAGAUCUUUAAUUACCUCAUGUACUGGUGGUCGCGACAGCCCCGUAUAAAACGGACAACCCGUUUCUUGGCCGGUGUUCGAUUCAACAGCUACUGGAGCGUGCAUGAGGACUCUGACGACGAAGACAAGAUGUCGGAUGAUGAGCAGGACUCAACCUGCACAGAGUCUUUCGAUGAAUACUGGAAACAAAUCAUCAACCGAGACAAGUACAAGCGGCUUCGCUUCACACCGUCCCAGGGUCGUCACUACUUUUGGUAUCAAGGGCGAUUGCUUAUAUUGGACCGCCGAUACGAGCAGACGCAAUCUCGCUGGCUGCUCAAUAACGAGAAGCUGUACCUGUCAUGUCUGGGUCGUGAUCCAUCAGUCAUCCAUCAGCUUCUCGCGGAAGCUCAAAGAACGUACGUCGAGCGCGAUGGCAGUCGAACGAUCAUCUAUCGUGGUCAGCGAUGUCCUUCGUCUUCAACGUUUGACUGGAAUCGCUGCAUGUCUCGACUACCGCGCCCGCUGGACACGGUCAUUCUGGACGAGACUCAGAAGCGGGCUUUUCUGAACGAUAUCGAAGAGUACCUCAAGAGAGGCACAGCUGCGUGGUAUGCAGAGCACGGCAUUCCAUACCGUCGUGGAUACCUUCUCUCCGGCCCCCCGGGAACUGGAAAGUCCAGUCUCUGCUUCGCCGUUGCAGGCAGACUCGGUCUCAAGAUUUACCUUCUCAGCUUGAGCUCGCGAACCUUGGACGAAGACAACCUGUGGUCACUUUUCUCUGCCCUGCCCCGAAGAUGCAUUCUUCUCGUCGAGGACGUGGAUGCCUCGGACAUCACACAUAGUCGUGGACGAUCUAUGACCAAGUCCCUCGAUCAUACAGGCACUGACGACCCUGACGACGCACGUACGCCCCCGACGCAAACACAUAAUAACAUGCCGCCUACCGGAGCACCCGCUGGACAUCAUGGUGGAGGUAAGCCGACGGACAAGACCGCGAGUGAAGGAAUCACAUUGUCCAGCUUACUCAACGUCCUCGACGGCGUGGCUGCGAGUGAGGGCCGUAUCCUCGUGAUGACAACCAACCAUCCGGAGAAACUCGAUGAAGCUCUUCUACGCGCCGGCCGCAUCGAUAUGCACAUACAAUUCAGACUAGCCAUGUCCGAAGACAUCCAGCAACUCUACAAGUCAAUAUACUCGAUCUCAAAGAGUGAUCGACCCCACAAGGUGACCCGACGUCAAAACGGACGCAUCAAUCCCACACAGUCCCAAACAGAGGCAAGAAACCUUUCACAUAAAUCAAACGCGAAAUCGAUGAUCCCAGAAUCUGAAGAGACUCAAGAUCUCAACAGUCAGGCGCGUAUUGAACGGCUCGAAUCCCGCAUCGCAUCGCUCGCUGAGGAUUUCGCGUCGUUGGUGCCUAGUGGAGUGUUUUCCCCUGCAGAAAUCCAGGGCUAUCUCUUGAAACACAAGGACCGCCCCGAGAGAGCGAUUGAGCAAGUCAAGGACUGGGUGACCGAGGAAAGAAAGAAGAAGAAUGCCCUAUUGGCAGCCAAACUUGAAGCCCAAGGAAUUGUGAAAAGUUGA